This is a messenger RNA of Macadamia integrifolia, 1192 nucleotides long. Its product is annotated as transcription repressor OFP13-like. NCBI's taxonomy places the organism in Eukaryota, Viridiplantae, Streptophyta, Magnoliopsida, Proteales, Proteaceae. Bases 148 to 840 code for a protein of 230 amino acids. The transcript has a single exon. Gene Ontology annotation, biological process: negative regulation of DNA-templated transcription. The record is from RefSeq and is a predicted model, not a curated record.
CCAUCCCCUUCUCUCUCUAAAAUCCUGUCCUGCAGCGACUCUGACCCCCAUUAAUGCCACAACAAAACUCAAAUCCAAGGAAGAAAAGUAAACCACCAUUCGUCUCAAUAAGGCCUCAGAGUUAGAGAGCCUAACGGGCCAAAAACGAUGAAGCUCUUGCCCUCUCUUUUCAAGACCAGCAGAGACACAAAGUCUCCUUCUCUUUCUUCUUCAUGGCCAUGGCCAUCUUGUAAGCAACAGCCCAAGACCUUCUCUUUCAGAGCCGACGACAACAUAUUCAAGACGGUUAACUCAGUCUUCAUAGAUGCCGGCGAUGUGGUCACAACGCCAGAAUCCUCAUGGUUCACUAACUCGUCCGAGUCAGCUAGCUUCUCAACAGUUUCAGAGGUUGUCUCAGGAGGGGGAUCUGUAGAGACAAUGAUUCGUGGGUUACGAUCUGAAAGGCUAUUUUUCGAGCCAGGAGAUUCAAAUUCGAUAUUAGAAGAAGCUAAGGCUGGUGGGUUUCCAUUCAAAGAGAGCUUAGUGUUGGCCAUGGAAUCAAAAGACCCAUAUGUGGAUUUCAGAACAUCAAUGGAAGAGAUGGUGGAGGCUCAUGGGUUGAAAGAUUGGGAGUGUUUGGAAGAGUUGCUUUGUUGGUAUUUGAGGGUGAAUGGUAAGAAGACUCAUGGUUUUAUUGUUGGAGCUUUUGUUGAUUUGCUUGUUGGGUUAGCUGAAACUGAUGAUGGUUCUUCUUCUUCUUCUUCUUCUUCUAGACCUUCUUAUCCUUCUUCAUCUUCAUUAAAAAUUGGUGAGAUUGAGGAGGAAGAUAAAGAUCCUCCUCCUUCAAUUUCAGAGAUUUGAUUUAGAUUAUCUCUGAAUCAUUUUUUGUGUAUAUUAUUUAGGAAGGUAGUCAAAUCUCUCUCUCUCUCUCUCUCACCUGACUCUUGUGAGAAAAAAAAAAGGGUUGUCAUUUAAGAUGAAAAUGAGAUAUGAUGGUUGAUUUUUUUCUUCAACUCUGCAACAAUUGAAUGGCCAUUACUGUUACUUUAGUUGAUGAUAAGUAGUUUAUAGUCAUUUGUGACUUGUGGGUUUCAGCUUAUUAGGGUAAAUUUUAUAUGAUAUAUGCAAGGUAGAUUAGGAUUAUGGGGUGAUAUGUAUAUGUAACAUUGUAACUCAAUUGGGUUUAUAGAAUGAUAAAUGGUCAUUUUUAACA